GUCAGGGUCAAACAAACUCUGACGCGGGAACGAAGAAGCUUCAUGACGGUCUGUUGCCAUAGUUACCGUGGAAGAAGGCGAGACUGCUCACGUGACCUAGCAAGAUGGCGCCUGUGUUGUAGAAUGGGACUUGAGCGUGAGCGCUUCGUAGCUUUCGCCUGCAGCUGAAUYACCAAACCGGACUUAAAUUAGGCGGGUCCAGUUCGGUGGAUGUUUGGAUCUGCUGGUUUAAUUGUGGAUCAUAUAUCUGGUGAUCAAGAUGGCCCUAAAUGUCUUUGAUCAUGACGAGUACAGGCCACCGGUGUGGAAGUCCUACUUGUACCAGCUCCAGCAGGAGGCGCCUCACCCACGCAGAGUCACUUGCACCUGUGAGGUGGAAAACAGACCCAAAUACUAUGGGAGAGAGUUCCAUGGAAAGAUCUCGAGGGAAGAGGCCGACCAGUUACUGAGUCAGGCCGAAGGCAGCUACCUCAUCAGAGAAAGUCUGAGACAGCCGGGCACAUACACUCUGGCUCUAAGGUUUGGAAACCAGACGAGAAACUUCCGCCUUUACCACGACGGGAAACACUUUGUUGGGGAGAAGAGGUUUGAGUCCAUCCAUGACCUGGUGACAGACGGCCUCAUCACGCUCUACAUCGAAACCAGGGCAGCGGAGUACAUCGCAAAGAUGACUAUAAACCCGAUCUACGAGCAUGUGGGCUACACCACUCUCAACCAGGAGCCAGCACUGAAAAAGCACCUGCCGCUCAGCCCAGAGGUGCACGAUGGACCCGUUCCUGUCAAAGACCACUGCAACACAGAGGAGAGGCUCACGUCUCUGGUGCGGCGGGCCACCCUGAGGGAGAGCGACCUGGCGCCCAAGUACGAGAAGGUCCACAACUUCAAGGUUCAUACAUUCAGGGGCCCCCAUUGGUGCGAAUAUUGUGCCAACUUCAUGUGGGGUCUCAUCGCUCAGGGUGUGAAAUGCGCAGAUUGCGGCCUGAACGUUCACAAGCAGUGCUCCAAAGUUGUACCAAACGACUGUCAGCCGGACCUCCGYCACGUCAAGAAGGUGUACAGCUGCGACCUGACCACGCUGGUGAAAGCCCACAACACCAAGAGGCCAAUGGUGGUUGACAUGUGUAUACAGGAAAUCGAGGCCAGAGGUCUUCAGUCAGAAGGUCUGUACAGAAUAUCAGGCUUCAGUGAGCUGAUAGAGGAUGUCAAGCUGGCCUUUGAUAGAGAUGGAGAAAAAGCGGACAUUUCCUCAAACGUUUACGAGGACAUAAACAUCAUCACCGGUGCCCUCAAGCUCUACUUCAGAGAACUGCCUAUUCCCCUCAUCACUUAUGAUGCCUACCCACGAUUCAUAGAAGCUGGAAAAAUUACAGAUUCAGAAAAACGGCUGGAGUCUCUCCACGAGGCCUUGAAGCUGCUGCCCCCGGCUCACUUUGAGUCGCUGCGAUACCUCAUGGCUCACCUGAAGAGAGUUACUGAUUACGAGAAGGAGAACCUCAUGCCCAGUGAGAACCUGGGUAUCGUCUUCGGCCCGACGCUGAUGAGGGCCCCCGAGCUGGACGCCAUGACGGCGCUCAACGACAUCAGAUACCAGAGAUUGGUGGUGGAAACGCUCAUCACCAACGAAGACGUCUUGUUCUGAGAGAACCGGACAAAAGGAAUCCUUCAAAACGAGGGACAGACUCCGAAAAGAAGCUAGAAUGUUCUUGUAGAAGAAAAAAUGUGAUCGAUACUCCAAGUGUGUCUUGGUAAAAAAAAAUGGACAAAUGAAGGAAGAAGAAACGGAUUGAAGGGUAUGGUGUUUCUCUACAGCGUAAUGUAAUUUUUCUGGUCCUAAUGUUUGACAAAAAUUGAUUGAAACAGCUGUUACCAGAGAAAACAAUGGAAGAAAUAAAAAAAACUUGGAUUUAUGUUUUUUUUUUUCUUAAAUGGAUACCUUGACACUUUUAAGCUCAUUGUUUCACAUUUGAUGCAGUAAUAAAAUAGUCUAAUAUUCUUGUGGAAAAACAUUUCCACAUUUUGACAUUUCCUGGUGGGUAAAGUUUGUAAAUUAUGGACUCCAAAUGCAGCGCGGGUCAAACAGUACCAGUUUUACCAGAUUAAAUUAGAAAAUACCAUUAAACAAACCUAUUAUCGUAAACAUUUUGACUCGUUUACAUUCUUGGCGUCUUUUUCUUUGUUGUCAAGGUGUCCAUUUAAUCCUCUAAAGAAAAAAAAAAGCACCACAGACUUUGUGAAAGUAGACAGCAGGAUGAAUGAAUGAUGAGGGAUUCACUCUUUCAUAAUAAGGCAUGUAUUCAUUCCUCAGAGUGAAACUCAAGUGAUCUGGACCUAUUUCGUUUUUCAUUCCUCUUUUUGCUUUACAGCGCCAUCUCUGCUCCAACACUUAUGACACAGCAUCUUCAUUCAAAAAAAUAACUUGUAGAUGUCGAGAUGGAAAAAUCUUAUUUUGUCGUUUUAGCAAAUUUUAAAGCAUGGUUGCUGUAAUCACACCUGCUGAUGGAGCUGCUAAUCAGGAUUUUUAUUUUUGCCUGAGUCUCUUUUUUUCCAUUUUGCCUGCUUUUGUUGAGCUUAAGAGUCUGACAAAUGACUCGUAAAUUCAGUCGGUUAAAAGGACUGAUUUGUGACCUUUCACAUCCUUGAGUUUGAGAUUUUACUGUUUGUUCAAAGUAAUAUUGCAGUUAAACCGUGUGAUGAAGUAAAAUGCAGGAUUUCUUUCCUGGUUGAAGUUGAGCUCAAUGAAGUGUUAAAUGACUCUGCGUGUGUGAAACAGAAUAUUCAUGCAACCGAUAGUUUAAAUCUGUGAAGGACGAAUUGAGUUGAUUAUUUUUGCCUGUAGACCCAUUUUGAAACACCUCAAAAAGCUGUAAUAUUUUUGACAACACACUGAUGCGAUGGUUUUAUUAAUGCUUUUAAAAGAGGUUGAUCAUUUCUAAUAUGAAGGAGUGUAAUUGCCAUAUUUUCUUUUUAAAACUUGUGCCAUCUGAAAGAUUAAAAGGUGCCCGCCUUACAUUACCCCGUUCUUUACAGAAAUCUUCCCCCAUUUUUGUCGGGGGUCUCCGUUAAGGUCGUGAUGACCCAGACAGUAUCUGUGCAGAGUUAAAGGUAGAGGAGAGGAAAUACAGAAUGAAGGAAACCUCAGCUUUUCUUUUAUCUAACCUUUUACAUUGUCGAAUUCUGUACUAACAUCAAUCUAACCCUGUGAACCUCAGUGAUCUGUGACACCUACUUUUUUUAUUAUUAUUUCAGCGUCAUGAAAUGUUGAUUUUUAUUGUCAUUGCUGUAAAGUAUUUUCCAUAUGGUUUAUGCAUGGUGGAAUUAAAUUAUUAAAAACUGCUUUCAAUUGA
This is a messenger RNA of Austrofundulus limnaeus, 3344 nucleotides long. Its product is annotated as N-chimaerin. The transcript has 15 exons. The record is from RefSeq and is a predicted model, not a curated record. Gene Ontology annotation, biological process: signal transduction; regulation of small GTPase mediated signal transduction; positive regulation of GTPase activity. Lineage: Eukaryota; Metazoa; Chordata; Actinopteri; Cyprinodontiformes; Rivulidae. The coding region runs from base 260 to 1639 and encodes 459 amino acids. Gene Ontology annotation, molecular function: GTPase activator activity.